Messenger RNA from Daktulosphaira vitifoliae (grape phylloxera), 2314 nucleotides. RefSeq names its product sec1 family domain-containing protein 1 (gene Slh). The transcript has 2 exons. Gene Ontology annotation, molecular function: syntaxin binding. The coding region runs from base 264 to 2129 and encodes 621 amino acids. The record is from RefSeq and is a predicted model, not a curated record. NCBI's taxonomy places the organism in Eukaryota, Metazoa, Arthropoda, Insecta, Hemiptera, Phylloxeridae. Gene Ontology annotation, cellular component: Golgi membrane; cytosol. Gene Ontology annotation, biological process: endoplasmic reticulum to Golgi vesicle-mediated transport; intracellular protein transport.
AAAUGAUAAUGGAAAUUCUGUUCAAAAAUCAAGUUUGUGCUUAGUAUUAAGUAUGACCAAUUAUUUAUUUAUGAUUUUUGUAUUAUUUCAACUAAAGUGUUCCAAAAUUAAUCAGUAAAACUCUUUAUUUAAAAAUAAAAUAGAGAAAUGUGUUUGAUAAAAAUCCUUUGAAAUUAACCUAAGGUCAGUUGAACAGAAUGUUUAAUAGACUUAAAGAAAUUAUAAAAUAAUAUUUUUACGUCAGAAUAAAUUUGAUAUAUAAAAUGGCAUCUGUUAGAGAUAAGCAAAUUAGUGCAUUAAAAGAAAUGCUUAACCUAAAUAGUUCUGAUUUUAAAGAUAAUGGUUCUGAACCUGUUUGGAAAGUACUAAUUUAUGAUCGUCGUGGACAAGAUAUUUUAUCUCCAUUAAUUCCUAUAAAAGAAUUACGUGAGUGUGGUGUAACUCUUCAUUUGAAUAUUCAUUCGGAACGGGAUCCAAUACCAGAUGUUGCAGCUAUUUACUUUUGUAUGCCUGAUCAAGAAAAUCUAGAUCGAAUUGCGCAAGAUUUUCAAAAUAAUGUGUAUGAGAAGUAUUAUUUAAACUUCAUUUCAGCCAUAUCUCGUCAAAAAUUGGAAGACUUAGCAAGUUCUGCUUUACAAACUGAUAAUGUUAACCAAGUUAAUAGAAUAUUUGACCAAUAUUUAAAUUUUAUUUCUCUAGAAGAUGAACUUUUUGUUUUGAAUAAUCAAAACAAUCAAGCUGUAUCCUACUAUAAUUUAAAUCGGGCUGAUGCUAAAGAUACUGAUGUAGAAGUUAUGAUAGAUGACACUGUAGAUGGUUUAUAUUCUGUUUUUGCUACUCUUGGAACUCUACCUAUUAUUCGAAGUGCCCGUGGAAAUGCAGCUGAAAUGGUUGCUGAAAAGUUAGAUAAAAAACUUAGAGAAAAUUUGCGUGAUACACGUAAUAGUUUGUUUUCAUCAGAAAGUUCGGGAGUUUAUAACUUUCAAAGACCACUUUUAAUUGUAUUAGAUCGUAAUGUUGAUAUGGCAACUCCUUUACAUCAUACUUGGACUUACCAAGCAUUGGUUCAUGAUGUUUUAAAACUAAACUUGAAUAGAGUUACUGUGACACAGGAACAAAAAAAGCCAAAAACUUUUGAUUUAGACCCAAAAGAUUCAUUUUGGGUAACUCAUAAAGGUAGUCCAUUUCCAACAGUAGCAGAAUCUAUUCAGUCUGAAUUGGAACAAUUAAAAAAUUCUGAAGAAGAAGUUAAACAACUAAAGGAAUCAAUGGGUUUAGAUGGUGAAAGUGAUGUAGCUCUAGCUAUGAUGACUGAUAAUACUGCUAAAUUGACCUCUGCUGUCAAUAAUUUACCACAGUUAUUAGAAAAAAAAAGAUUAAUAGACAUGCAUACUGAUUUAGCUACAAGUAUACUCUCUGCCAUUAAAUCUCGUCGUUUAGAUCUUUUGUUUGAAUUUGAAGAAAAGGUUAUGAGUCAAGCUUCAUUAGACAAACAAAUAUUAGAUGUUAUCAAUGAUCCAGAAGCUGGUACUGCUGAAGAUAAAAUGAGACUUUUUAUAAUUUAUUACAUUUACACACAUACAAUAUCAGAUUUAGAUAUGGACAUGUAUUUAUCAGAAUUGGAAAAACAAGGUUGUGAUUUAAGUCCCUUAAAAUAUAUCAAAAGAUGGAAAAUGUAUUCUAAUAUUACCUCUACUACCAACCAAUAUGGAGGUGGUACUAAGUCAGUUAAUAUGUUUGAAAAAUUACUUUCUCAUACAUCCUCUUUUGUUAUGGAAGGAGUAAAAAAUUUAGUUGUCAAAAGACAUACGUUUCCAGUAACUCGGAUUCUUGAUGAAUUAUUGGAAAAUAAACAAUCUUCUGGGUCAUCAGAUGAAUUUCGUCAUUUUGAUCCAAAACAGCUGCGCAAUUCUGAUAAUUUUAAAACUAAAAAUACAUUUAAUGAAGCAAUAAUAUUCAUUGUUGGUGGUGGAAAUUAUAUUGAAUAUCAAAAUUUGUUAGAGUAUAUAAAAAAUAAAACUGUGACUCCUGGUAUGCCAACAUUAAAAAUUGUUUAUGGAUCAACAGUUAUAAAUAAUGCUCCAGAAUUUUUAGAACAACUAUCUUUACUUGGCAAAGAACUACAGUAAUACUCAUAACUUAAGGUUAUCAUUAAAAAUAAAUAAAUAUAUAUGUAUUUAUAAAUGUGUAUAAUUAAAUUUAAACAUAUAAAUAUUUGUGUGUGUGUAUAUUCAAAUUUAAACUAAUUAAUGUUUCAUGUAUACUACAUUAUAAUUAUUGUUAUUUCUGUCAUUCCUAUUAAAUAAAAAUAUAU